GUCGACGCGUAAGGCCAUUCUGCACGCAGACCGCCAUGUACAGGGGACCAGGCUUUGAUUUCUCAAAUUCACUACGGAAUGACUUUCUCCAGCACAAAGGAGUUGCUUUGCCCAAGGCUACCAGCACCGGUACAACGAUCGUAGGCUGUAUCUUCAAGGACGGCAUUAUUCUCGGUGCAGACACGCGUGCAACCGAAGGAGAAAUUGUAGCCGAUAAGAAUUGCGAGAAAAUACAUUACAUCGCAGAAUCUAUUCGAUGCUGCGGCGCGGGGACGGCUGCAGAUACUGAAUUCGUAACUGCAGCUAUAUCCUCGAAUAUUGAAUUGCAUGCGUUGUCGACGGGGAGGAAACCCCGCGUAGUCGCAGCCAUGACCAUGCUCAAGCAAUAUCUCUUCCAAUACCAGGGCCACGUGGGUGCUGCGCUUGUGCUGGGAGGUGUGGACUCGACUGGUGCUCACCUCUUCACUGUCCAUCCACAUGGUUCUACCGACAAACUCCCCUAUGUCACCAUGGGGUCAGGCAGCUUGGCAGCCAUGGCCGUGUUCGAAAAUGGAUGGAAACCAAACAUGGAGCGGGAGGAAGCCCUCAAGCUAGUCUGUGAUGCUGUUGCUGCAGGUAUUUUCAAUGACCUUGGUUCCGGAUCCAAUAUCGACGCUUGCGUCAUCACGGCUACCCACACCGAAUUGUUGCGAAACUUUGUCAAACCCAACGAGCGGGUUGCGAAGGAAUUAAAGUAUGGAUUUAGGCAUGGGACGACGGCUAUCAAGAGCGAACAUAUUCGUAGCUUGGUUGUCAGUGAAGAGAUUACGCCGAUCAGAGGUGAGGCUAUGGAUGUCAGCUAGAUGUUUUGUAGAAACACUGUAACGCUACUUCCAUUUCAACUGCGUCUUCCAAU
Messenger RNA from Pisolithus orientalis, 895 nucleotides. Its product is annotated as nucleophile aminohydrolase. The transcript is spliced from 5 exons. The coding region runs from base 36 to 842 and encodes 268 amino acids. Gene Ontology annotation, molecular function: threonine-type endopeptidase activity. Lineage: Eukaryota; Fungi; Basidiomycota; Agaricomycetes; Boletales; Pisolithaceae. The record is from RefSeq and is a predicted model, not a curated record. Gene Ontology annotation, cellular component: proteasome core complex.